Cucurbita maxima (winter squash) is the source of this 1176-nucleotide messenger RNA. RefSeq names its product nudix hydrolase 18, mitochondrial-like. The record is from RefSeq and is a predicted model, not a curated record. Gene Ontology annotation, molecular function: pyrophosphatase activity. The transcript is spliced from 5 exons. The coding region runs from base 275 to 817 and encodes 180 amino acids. Lineage: Eukaryota; Viridiplantae; Streptophyta; Magnoliopsida; Cucurbitales; Cucurbitaceae. Gene Ontology annotation, cellular component: nucleus; cytoplasm.
UUAUAAAAGGGACCAUUUGGGAUGCGGUGUUUGUUCAAGGGAUGUCCACAAAAUCUGAAUCCACAAUGGUUGUUUAAUUACAGAAUUGCCCCAAUUCUUCAUCCCAACUCUUAUCUCUAUUUUCUUUUUGCUUGUUUUCUUCUCUUUUGGAAAGUUAAUUUUUGUUCCUUUCCCAUAUGUUCUUGCCUGUUUCUUCCUUUUUAAGCAAUUUCUGUUUCGAUUCCAAACCCCACCCACAACAACACACAUUAUCGCCGAGGUUUCUCAACACAACAUGGUUGCUGCUGCUGCUGGUUUGGUUUCUCGUACUGGAAGGCAUUUGCAGCGUUACGAUAUCAGGGGUCGCCGCCAAGUUGUCGGAUGCAUUCCUUAUAGGUACAAAACUACUAACAAAAGUGCUUUGGAUAAUAUAGAGGAAUUGGAAGUUCUUGUGAUCAGCUCACAGAAAGGGAAAGGCAUGUUGUUCCCAAAGGGUGGUUGGGAAACUGAUGAAUCUAUUACUGAGGCUGCUUCAAGAGAAACUCUGGAGGAAGCUGGUGUUAGGGGAAUUGUUCAGAGUGAAUUAGGAAGUUGGAGUUUCAAGAGCAAAACCUAUGACACUUUCUAUGAAGGAUACAUGUUUCCAUUGCUUGUCAAGGAGCAGCUUGAGUUUUGGCCCGAAAAGAAUUUUCGACAACGAGUUUGGAUGAGCGCUCACGAAGCUCGAGAGGUUUGCCAGCAUUGGUGGAUGAAGGAAGCAUUGGAUGCAUUGGUGGGACGGCUUUCGUCGCAAAAGAAGCAACAGAUUGAAAAAGUGAUGCCGUGCUCGUUGAGCUAGCGGCGAUGGAGGAGGUCGUGUUUCGUCUCUUGUCGUUACGGUUUUCUUGUAAAUAAGAAUUUGGUGAAAGGCUACAGUUGCAGAGAAGAAGAGUAGUGAAAAGGAGAUGGUUAAUUAGGAAGAUUAUUAAAGUGAAGACGAAAGGGAAGAGAUUUUCUAGUUGUAGAAUCAUGCAGCUCAAGAACAGAACAAAAAAUACACCGCAGGAUGUCUGAUUGAGGUAAUAGAAACCUUUUUUUCUCCGAAGAACAGAGAUUUGAUUCUUAUCAGAAUCUCUGUUUUUUUGUUUUUAGAGUUUCAAUCAGACUCUCCCAAAGUGUAAUGAUUAUUCUUCUUCAAUUUUACAAUCAAACAAUAUU